Molecule: messenger RNA, 1523 nt
Organism: Penaeus indicus
Lineage: Eukaryota; Metazoa; Arthropoda; Malacostraca; Decapoda; Penaeidae
Exons: 2
Coding region: 105-1316 (403 amino acids)
Cellular component (GO): extracellular region
Molecular function (GO): chitin binding
Source: RefSeq, a predicted model, not a curated record
CUGAUCCAAGGGCGGUGGGCGGAGCCAAGUCCCUCCGCCGGUAUAUAUAGUUCGUCUUGCUUUUUCAUCUCUCGUAUUUCACAGAAAUUCCUUUUAUCACUACGAUGAAGUCACUGAUACUAUUCACAGUCGUCGGGCUCGUCGCGGCGGAUAGCCUUAACGGCUUCAACGGAAAUGGCAACGGUUACGGUGCACCUCCGCCUCCCAGCAACGGAUAUGGUGCACCCACCAACGGAUUCAACGGAAACGGUAACGGUAUUGGAAACGGGUAUUCGGCCCCUACCAACGGAUUCAACGGAAACGGUAACGGUAAUGGCAACGGGUAUUCGGCCCCUACCAACGGAUUCAACGGGAACGGUAACGGUAAUGGCAACGGGUAUUCGGCCCCUACCAACGGAUUCAACGGAAACGGUAACGGAAACGGUAAUGGCAACGGGUAUUCGGCCCCCACCAACGGAUUCAACGGAAACGGUAAUGGAAACGGGUAUUCGGCCCCUACCAAUGGAUUUAACGGAAACGGAAACGGUAAUGGAAACGGGUAUUCGGCACCAACCAACGGAUUCAACGGAAACGGAAACGGUAAUGGAAACGGGUAUUCGGCGCCUACCAACGGAUUCAACGGAAACGGAAACGGUUUCGGUGCCCCUGCCCCUCGCAACGGCUAUGCUCCCCCCAGCAACACCUAUGGCCCGCCCAACGGCGCCUACGGAGUAGACCCUGAGAUUGCCGCUUUGGCCGAGAACAUUCCCGGGGGCGGCGUCCCCGGCGAGGACUACCCCAUCUUGGCUUCCGUGCCCGACACCGGCUUCUCGUGCGAUGCCCAGGCGGUGCAAGGUUAUUACGCCGACACUGCAGCUGAAGCCGGCUGCCAGGUGUUCCAUAUCUGCCAGGACCGCGCCCUCAGGCGCCAACAGGACUCGUUCCUGUGCCCCAACGGUACCAUCUUCAACCAGCAGUACCUGGUAUGUGACUGGUGGUUCAACGUGGACUGUUCUCAAGCUGAGAGCUUCUACUCCGUCAAUGAGCUGAUCGGAGUCGUUCCCAACGCUGGCUAUGGCUACGCUGCCGCCACCAACGGCAUCCUCAACGGCAACGGAAACGGCUACGGAUCAAACGGCAACGGAAAGAACGGAAGCAACGGCAAGAACGGAAGCAACGGCUAUGGCUCCAACGGUAACGGUAGAAACGGCAACGGCAAGAACGGAGGCAACGGCUAUGGCUCCAAUGGCAACGGAAGAAACGGUAACGGAGCCAGCAACGGCAACGGCUAUGGCGCACCCGCCGCCCCCUCCAACUCCUACGGCGCUCCUUUCUAAGCGCGAAGCUUGCUCUUGAAUUCCAACAGCUUCGGCGACCUUGCAUUGGUUAUUCACUGUCUCGCGCUCUUUUCCAAACACCCUCUUUCCUCAAUUCUGUUACGUACACUUAAGCCUUAUUAAUACUUGCUAUACGAACUCCCAAGUGGGUCCCACCUCUUUAGAUUUAAGUGUAUAUUUAUUUUUGCAAUAAAUACUACGCAUUCA